Messenger RNA from Theobroma umbraticum, 1018 nucleotides. RefSeq names its product phosphoglycerate mutase-like protein 1. Lineage: Eukaryota; Viridiplantae; Streptophyta; Magnoliopsida; Malvales; Malvaceae. Gene Ontology annotation, cellular component: cytoplasm. The record is from RefSeq and is a predicted model, not a curated record. Gene Ontology annotation, molecular function: phosphatase activity.
CUCGUUUUUUUGUAAUAAAAAAUGGAUGCCAAAGCUGCUCAGUUUCUAUAUCCAUGGCGGCAUGGCAAAGUUGUUCACUUGGUGAGGCAUGGACAAGCUAUGCACAACGUAGAAGGAGACAAGAAUCGAGAAGCACUGUUGUCUCAGGAUCUGUUUGAUGCACAGCUCUCGCCAUUAGGCUUGCAGCAGGUUGCUAAAUUGCGAAAGGAUGUUCAUGCUAGUGGGCUGCUUGACAGGAUUGAGUUAGUUAUCACUUCCCCUUUGUCAAGAGCAAUGCAAACAGCUAUUGGAGUUUUCGGCAGUGAUCGUCAUCCAAAAGUUAUGGCCAUCGAGCUUUGUCGAGACCGUCUGCAGGGGGUUCGUCCAUGUGAUAUGAGAAGAAAAAUCAGUGAUUAUCGAUCUCGUUUCCCCACAGUUGAUUUUUCAAUGAUGGAUGUGGAAGAUGACACAUUGUGGAAUCCAGACGUUCGGGAGUCCGAGGAAGAACUUGCUGCUAGAGGUGCCAGGUUUUUGAAAUGGCUAUGGACAAGGCCGGAGAAGGAGAUUGUAGUCGUGAGCCAUGGCAUAGUCCUUCAAAAUAUUCUAAUAAACAUACAUAGAAAUGACUGCAAUCUGUCGUGCAAGUGGUGGUGCAAGCGCUUUGAUCAUUGUGAGCUUCGAUCUGUUUUCAUCAUGGAUCAAAGCAUCAUGGGAAAAGAUUCAGCAUCACUUUGCUCUGAUCAUCAUCACCAAGAUGACACAGUGUUAAAGCAAGGAAGUUUCCCAUUAAUUAGCCUUGCUGACUUUAUACAAUAAGAGUCACUGUUGCGUAGAGACUGGUCUCAAGGGCUCUCUAAUCUUCUUUAUGAUCAACUUGUACUUGUUUUCUUUUUCUUUUUAUGCUUGUUUUACUUGAUAGAAGUUUCAGCAACGUGUUCCGUAUUUUGUCUUUUCUUGCACGGAAGUUAACUAUUUUUGUCGGAGAAAAUACAUGUUAUAUUUCUAACAUGAAAUCAUCAUCGCAAUGACUUAGGCUUGA